CUCUCCCUCUCAUGUUAAUGGCGCGCCAACACAUACUCUACUUCUUCUUCUUCUUCUGCACUCUACUUUCUUUGUUUCCCUCUCUCUCCUCUGCUGCUUACAAUGUCAGCUACGACACCCGCUCCCUCAUCAUCGACGGCCGCCGCGAGCUUCUCAUUUCCGCCGCCAUCCACUAUCCUCGCAGCGUCCCCGCCAUGUGGCCGGGAUUAGUACAGUUGGCGAAGGAAGGAGGGGUUAAUACAAUCGAAACCUAUGUUUUCUGGAAUGGCCACGAGCUCUCCCCCAACAAUUACUACUUUGGGGGAAGGUAUGAUCUAGUGAAAUUUUGUAAGAUAGUUCAGGAAGCUGGCUUGUAUUUGAUUCUCCGGAUCGGUCCAUUCGUCGCAGCUGAAUGGAACUUCGGUGGUGUACCUGUUUGGCUGCACUAUGUGCCGGGGACUGUCUUUCGCACUGACAACGAGCCUUUCAAGUACUACAUGAAGAAGUUCAUGACAUUGAUUGUGGAAAAGAUGAAGCAAGAGAAGCUUUUUGCAUCUCAGGGAGGUCCUAUUAUCUUGUCACAGGUGGAAAAUGAAUACGGAUUCUACGAGUCUGCUUAUGGAGAAGCAGGAAAAAGGUACACCAUAUGGGCAGCUAACAUGUCUGUUUCUCAAAACACGGGUGUACCUUGGAUUAUGUGUAUGCAGUUUGAUCCUCCUGAUACUGUGAUUGACACAUGCAAUUCAUUUUACUGCGACCAUUUCAAACCAAUCUCUCCUAAUAAGCCCAAAUUCUGGACAGAAAACUGGCCAGGAUGGUUUAAAACAUUUGGAGCAAGUGAUCCUCAUAGACCUCCUGAAGAUGUGGCUUUCUCGGUUGCACGAUUUUUUCAGAAAGGAGGAAGUCUUCAAAACUAUUACAUGUAUCACGGUGGGACAAACUUUGGACGCACUGCAGGUGGACCAUUCAUUACUACAAGUUAUGAUUAUGAUGCACCAAUUGAUGAAUAUGGAUUGGCUAGAUGUCCGAAAUGGGGGCAUCUUAAAGAGCUUCAUAGAUCUAUAAAGUUAUGUGAGCACGCAUUGCUAAAUGGAGAGCCGAAGACUCUAUCACUAGGACCCUUACAAGAGGUUGAUGUAUAUGAAGAGUCAUCAGGAGCUUGUUCUGCUAUUAUUUCUAACACGGAUGAUAAAAAUGGAGCAACAGUAGUGUUCAAAAAUACUACGUAUCACCUGCCAGCAUGGUCGGUUAGCAUUUUACCGGACUGCAAAAAUGAAGUUUUUAACACUGCAAAGGUUGGUUCUCAAACAUCUGUUGUUGAGAUGAUACCAACAGAUUUGCAGCCAUCAGCUACAACUCCUCAUAAAGACUUCAAAGGUCCUCAAUGGGAUGUAUUUAGAGAGAGGGCUGGAAUUUGGGAUGCCGCAGAUUUUACAAAAAAUGGAUUGGUAGACCACAUUAACACUACAAAAGAUACUACGGACUACCUAUGGUAUACAACAAGUUUUCAUGUUGAUGAGACUGACGAGUCAUUCAGAAGUGGUAAAAGUCCAGUGAUUUUAAUUGAAUCGAAGGGCCAUGCUAUGCACGUUUUCAUCAAUCAAAAACUUGAAGCUACUGGGUCAGGAAAUGGCACGGUACCACGCUUUAAAAUCAGACGUCCCAUUGCUCUCAUAGCUGGCAAGAACGAAGUUGCUUUAUUAAGCAUGGCUGUUGGCCUACAGAAUGCAGGAGCCUUCUAUGAGUGGAUUGGAGCUGGUCCUACUAGUGUCAAAAUUGUGGGGAUAAAGAAUGGGACGGUGGACUUGUCCACCAGUAAGUGGACCUAUAAGAUAGGGUUGCGUGGAGAAUCCUUGAAGAUAUACGAGCCAAAUAAUUUGAGUCGUGUAAACUGGGAAUCUACUUUUAGACCACCUAAACAUCAGCCCCUAACAUGGUACAAGGCUGUGGUGGAUUCUCCACCUGGGCAAGAGCCUGUUGGGCUUGAUAUGAUUCACAUGGGGAAAGGGUUAGCUUGGUUAAAUGGAAAUGAAGUCGGAAGAUAUUGGCCUCGAAAGGCCUCCCCUCAUGAAAUAUGCGUUAAAAAAUGCGACUAUAGAGGAAAAUUUAUGCCUAACAAAUGUAAUACAGGUUGUGGAGAAGCGACACAACGGUGGUACCAUGUGCCAAGAUCUUGGUUCAAACCAUCAGGUAAUGUGUUGGUGAUCUUUGAGGAAAAAGGCGGAGACCCUUCAAAGAUUCGUUUCUCAACAAGAAAAGUCUCAAGUCUGUGCUCGCAUAUUGCUGAAGAUCAUCCUUCGUUCGACAUGGAACACUUGCAGAUAAGCUCAAUGGAGGAGUACAAAAAGAAAGCAACUGUCAGUUUGAAAUGCCCGACGAGCACAAAAAUCUCUGUUGUGAAAUUCGCAAGUUUUGGAGAUCCAGUAGGAAGCUGUGGAACAUAUGCUGUGGGAGGAUGCCAUGAUCCUAAUUCUGAAUCCGUCGUGCAGAGGGUUUGCUUGAACAAGGAGGAGUGCGAAUUGGAAUUAAGCCAAAAGAAUUUUGAUGUCAACUUAUGUCCCAAUGUGGCUAAGAGGCUUGCUGUUGAGGUGCUCUGUAGCUGAUGAUGGAAUCUUUUAUUUACUAAAUUUAUCAAAGAUUCCAUAAUCAAACAAUGUUAUUUCUUACAAUCUUGUUGAAAGGAAAUGAAAUGCAAAGGUUUCAAAAACAUUAAAAUUUUCAAAUUUUGUUGGUAGAAUAAAUUUUUGAUGUUGCUUCGA
Messenger RNA from Salvia hispanica, 2738 nucleotides. It is a transcript of the gene BGAL10, whose product is annotated as beta-galactosidase 10. Lineage: Eukaryota; Viridiplantae; Streptophyta; Magnoliopsida; Lamiales; Lamiaceae. Gene Ontology annotation, biological process: carbohydrate metabolic process. The record is from RefSeq and is a predicted model, not a curated record. Gene Ontology annotation, molecular function: hydrolase activity, hydrolyzing O-glycosyl compounds; carbohydrate binding.